CCCGGGUCCUGCUGACCCCGUCCUGCUCACAGACAUCACAGCCCUCACAACGUUCACACUUUCGUAAUCGCCACCACAGCCACCACGCCAUCGCAACAUUGCACCAUCACGUCCAUCGCCAACGAUUAGGACCAUUACACCUCCACAAUCAUCACAGCCACCACAAGUUCACAACACCGCAACACCCAUCAACCAUCACCGCCACCACACCAUCGCACGCAUCAACACAAACAUGUCCACGGGCUCCAGUAGCGACCCGGACGAGAGGCAGGACGUGGAGGCGACGGAGGAGGUUGGCACGGAGCCUCCUCCGGGCAGCGCCGACGUGGACGCCUCGGUGUCAUACGCGGAGGACGCCUCGGUGUCAUACACGGAGGACGCCUCGGUGUCAUGCGCUGAGGACGAGUGUCCUCUCGGUGGCGUCGGAGGUGGCGCGCAGAGGAGAGGCGGCCGUGCGAAUGGCGAGAGGGGCGCUUGCGCCGGCUCCUCGAGGCGGAGGCCCCAGCGGGGAGCGGCGAACGCGCGAGAGCGAGCCCGCAUGCGGGUGCUGAGCAGCGCCUUCUCGCGCCUCAAGCACACGCUGCCCUGGGUGCCUCCCGACACGAAGCUCUCCAAGCUCGACACGCUGCGCCUCGCCUCCAGCUACAUCGCGCACCUGCGCAGGCUCCUGGACGCGGACGCCAGGGACGGCGGCGGCGCGGAGUCUCCGAGCCACCCCGCGAGCCUGACCUGGCCCUUCGCUGCAGGACUCAAGGGCGAGGCCGAGUACCACGAGGUUGGGAGCGGCGCGCUGCUCUGCAAGCUCACGUCCGCCACGUGACGGGGACUCCAACACUCACACACACACUCACGGACCUCUCCCGCAGAGACGGGGACUUAACGCUCCCACCGGGACACCAUGCAGCAGUGGAUUGAUCAUGGCCGAUUACGAUGAUGAUGAUGAUGACUGGCACAACCCAGGACUCUCGGUGAAGAUCGCGACAACUCAGAAAUACGAAGAUGGUGGCGUAGACAUUGAGUGUGCAGGCGGUGCAACGGCACCACGGCUCAGGAGUCGGGCUCUGUUGGCUGGGGGGAGAGUUGGACUGGGUCCCAUGUAACGCCUUGCGCCAGGGCCGGUACAGACCGCGCUACGCCACUGACUGCAGGGUUGACUCCAGCGAUGCACGUAAGGGUCAGGAGGUCACUGUGAUUGCCCAUUUUCUACUCCUUCGGGGUGUGAUCUGAGACGGGCAGUGGGCAGCCACGUGGUGGAAAUGCCGCGUUCUCUCAGAAUGCGUGCCGCUAAUUGUGGGAGGUCAGCAUUAGUGGACACGUGGGAGCGAACUUUGAGAGCUAAGGGAGCUGACAACCAAGAUCCUCUUCAGCCCAGAGCCUCUGUCACGGAGCUAUUGAGCGAGUCUAGCGCUGAGAUGAGUUAUCCAUCCCGACUCACCACGAUUCAUACACCGACUCAUAUACUCACCAAUUUCGACUCACCCACCCUCACGCAUUUCUGCACCCCUUGCCAGGCCCAUCCACCCCAACCAUGCAUCCAGCCCGACGAAUGAAACCACCACCCAAUCACGCACCACCCAAUCUUUCACUCAACUCAACUCUCCCAUCACUCAUCCACCCCAGCUCGCCGCACCUCGACUCACCCCCCCCCCCCCCACCAUCGCACAUUCGCCGUGGCCUCGCCCUUAUUUGGUUGAAACUUCCACGACCGACUGACGAGCCGCUCCGAGGUUCACAGCGAGCCGCCAGCUCGCGGCUUCGUCUCGGCUCGGUGCGCUGCUCUCGUCGCCUCUUGGUGGCGGAGCUCCUCGCUGGAACUUCACCUCGCCGGGAGCCCCAGGGAGCCCCAGGGAGCCCCACUCGCAGCAGAUGCCGGUCGGGGGGCUCGGGGUCGCUACCCCCUCCAUCGAUCGGCGAGACUCGGUGGGGGCCAAGUCCGCAGGAGACCUCACCACCACCACCGAGAGUUGCGACGCUGGGGAGGUGCUCAUUGCUCCGAGUGCGCGCGAUGCACGGCCACUGCGCCGCACUUCGCCACGCCGCACUUCGUUGCCGGGGUUGGUGGAAGCGUGGGGCCCAGACGUGGGAGCGCAGCAGUCGAGACGAACGGGUUGCGUGGCACAGCGCUCCUCUGCCGACAGCGCAGCCUCCGACAGCCGCCACCACGCACGGCCCUCGACCCCACGAGCGCUAUCCAGGCUCGGCGCUGAUCCGCUUCAGAAACCACGCAACGUGGUGGUGGAACGCGACAUUCCGAUUCUACGCCAGUUGCGCGCGUAAUGAUUCACUCCGUGCUGCCCCAGCAAUUCUCUUGUCACGAUUCGGGUCCAUGAUUUGAUUCAAACAUCGAUUAUCUUUCUCGUCUCGUUCAUAGCCCCUCGUUUGUAUCGUUGUUCACGGUCGUGUUCGCUUCAUAACCCGGACGUGAACGAUCGCUACCACAGAAUGUUCAUGCGUCGGAAGUGGUGGAUGAGCACGCGCGAGCGUAAUAAGCUAUUCUCAUCGAUAAAUCGAUGCUUUACAGAUCUGGGAGUUUAAAUCGGAAGUGUUGCCAUACGUGGACAAUGAUCAAAAAUAUAUCGUUAUAGUGAUCAAUUUGCAACGUUUAUACUAAGAGAACUUCGUCCAACAGUGUAUUGACCAUGGCUGUCGACGUCUUCCAUCAACCUCAAUACACUCAUUACAUCUUCAAACACCCUCUCUGAGACAUGGAGUAAUUACACAAAUAACAAUCAGCGGUUAAGAGAGCGGAUCAUCAACUAUACAUCAGGCAGCGGGGUGUCUAUAAAUGUAUCACCUCCUAUCAGUCGAUUCCUUCACGUCUCGCCUGUGGACCCGCCCAGUGAACCGCGCCACUGAUCAGAAGCUUGCUCCAGAAAGUCCACGGGGCCCAGAAGGAGACGUCAUUGACCAAACGGUGGCGAAACUUCACGUGCAUUGUUAACACGAGUGGACUGUUCGAUAAGCCGUGCAUGCCAAAUAGUACCCUCGCCUAAGACGCAGCUGCCAUCGUCCACAGAGUCGUUGGAAUCGAGCGACAUUCCCGCUCUGGGCUCAC
Molecule: messenger RNA, 3055 nt
Organism: Petromyzon marinus (sea lamprey)
Lineage: Eukaryota; Metazoa; Chordata; Hyperoartia; Petromyzontiformes; Petromyzontidae
Source: RefSeq, a predicted model, not a curated record